Molecule: messenger RNA, 3632 nt
Organism: Hylaeus volcanicus
Lineage: Eukaryota; Metazoa; Arthropoda; Insecta; Hymenoptera; Colletidae
Exons: 2
Coding region: 3009-3416 (135 amino acids)
Source: RefSeq, a predicted model, not a curated record
UCAUAUUAUCAGUUUAUUUUUAUAACAGUCACUAGCUGUACGGGUAAAUAUCAGUAAUUAGUCUAUAGAAGCAAAUAGAACGAAACUUCUUCGACUUGUAGCCGAAUCCUCUUUAAUAUUUAGAUAAACUGAUGUUAUAUUAAAAGGCACGAGGAACUAUCAAGGUAGUACGUUAAACUAACAGCUACAUGAUUAUAAUAUAAUUUUUUCUUACAAUCAAAAUGUACACAGUGUACUCUGAAAUUACACAACUUUCUAAAAAUACAGUUCAUCGAAUACUUGGAUAUGUUGCAAAUACGGUAGCUACCCUAAAUUAUUAUUCUACUGUAAUAAAUUAUGUUUUCUUUUACGUAAAAUAAACCUUUAGUAACACUGCAUACUUGAGUUCGAUCAAAAAAGUUGAUAUUUUAUUAAGGAAUCCAAUUUCUAUGUCCACUACUGUUUAUAUUAAAAAGUUGUGAAGUAUGAUAUUAUUAACUAAUAAUUCACGACCUCGUGGUCCUCAAAACUUUGAGAAUGACCCAGACCUAACCAUAAGAGUCGAGAACAUUUUACUUGAUUUGCUUGUAUGGAUUAAUUGUCACAUUAAAGUCUUCUAACUAACAAGCAUGCCAUUACGUUAUUUUAAAUAUUAAUAAUAAUGUAGAUACAGUGUAUAAUUGUACAUGUACGCUUUAAAACUUACCACGUGACUCAACGUAACUAUUUAUGGGCCAGAUUAGUUCCUACUCCUAAUUGGAACUAAAUACUAUUAGGUGGACUGGAAAGUAAUGUCGUUUCUUUUACAUUAAAUUCAAACAAAUUUUUUAUAAAUUUCUAUUUUUAAUUAUUAAUUAUAUAAUACGCUCCCGUUAUCAAUAGCCUUUGGCAUCUAGUAUGCAAGUUGUCAAUGCCAGAUCGAUAAAAAUCAAUGAGCUGAUGAAUGAUAAAUAAGUAUUUAAAAUUGUAAAAACGACAUUAUUUUCCGGUUCACCUAAUAGGAACGUUUUAUUGCUUCCCAAUUCAGAUUAUUAACUAAAUUACAGAAGGUAUCUGACCAGGUAGUAAGAUCAAUAAGGAGUGAAAGCAAUAGCAUACUCGAAUGCCCCGAGCUAAUGGUUCUAAAAUUACAGACAAAUAAAUGAUAUCAACUCUUACUUAUUCGCGAUAAAAUACCAUUUAAUAAAAAAUCUUAAAAUUGUUGUUUCUUCGAACUUCCUCGCUCUUGUAUUAUCUAUAUCCGUGCAAUAAGUUUCUCUUCAUAAAAGGGAGUAAUUACAUGCAAAUACGCUUUAAUUGAAACAAUUAUGGCUUUUCACUCGUCAUAGCUGUGAUCUCAUUAUAUUCGUACUCUUUAUAACCAGGUUCGACUUUACAUUCGCCCGACUAUUCGCAUCACUGAUUUCGAGCACACACUAUCUACUAAUAAGUAGUUAAAUUGUUCAACUAUGUACAUUCUACAGUGUUACAUAUGUAUGCACGUCAUUAGUUGCAGAACGGUAUUGCUAGAUAGAAAGUUUUGUUGGUCCAAUUGUUGUUGAGCAUCUUCUUCGUUACAAACAAUUGUUUAAAAUAUCUCAUGAAUUAAUGCCUUUUUUUUACCACUUUACCCUAAUUCAAUCUGUGCAAACAAAAGCAUGCAUUCCCGUUAAAAAAAAUAAUGCAACUAUCUAUUGCACACGCACCACUGCAUUUCUAAAACAAACAUGGUCCUACAAAUACAGUGUGUAUUCAAAUAAAUCAGUCAAAUAUUACUUUCUCCAAAAACAUUCGUGGCACCCUUCGUACUGUGCAAUUUUAUUUCAGAACCGUUCGUAUCGUUACUGUAAUAAACUACCCCGAAAGUUGUGAUGGAAAUACCUAUUUAAUUACAUUCAAAAAAAAAAUAAUACAGAUAGAAAAAAAUGUUAAAUAAAAGAAUGCACUAAAUAUAAAUGGUACGAGGGUAGUUUUCACCCCUUAAACAUGAAUAUCAACCAACAUAAAAAUAUACGUGUCUAAUUUCUUUUUAAUGCUCUAUCUAUACACCAAGUUUCAUCAAAAUCGACAUACACGGUCUGUCUAAAAAGAAACCGAACUUUUGUUAUAAAAAGAAAAAAAUACAAGUAAAGUGGUUUACACACACGUUUAUUUACUCAAAAUAAUCUCCCUCUGCGUCAAUACAGCGUGUAGACCGCGUAAUUAAUAUUUCGAAGGACCUUUGCAGCUCUUGUUUUGGUUCCUCGUUUAGUACGGCGGUUACAGCGGCCUGAAUCUCCGAAAUAUUGCUAUAAUGUGUCCGUUUCAUUGGAAUUAGCAUUGUUACCUUGGAUCGUUCACCCUACUCGCCCGAUCUGUCUCCCUGCGAUUAUUUUCUUUUCCCAAGAUUGAAAAUUCCAAUGAAAGGGACACAUUAUAACAACAUUUCGGAGAUUCAGGUCGCUGUAACCGCCGUACUAAACGGGCUACCAAAACAGGAGCUGCAAAGGUCCUUCGAAAUGUUAAUUACGCGGUCUACACGCUGUAUCGAGGCAGAGGGAGAAUAUUUUGAGUAAAUAAACGUGUGUGUAAACACUUUACUUGUACUUUUUUUCUUUUUAUAGCAAAAGUUCGGUUUCUUUUUAGACAGACCGUGUAUAAUAGUUGGGUGAUGCUCCUUGUUAGUUUCAAAGAACAUUUUACCACCCAAAUAAUUCCAUAAUCACUAAUUCUACGAUUCCACGAAUAAAAGAUUACAGACUUUGAUCUCUUUUCAACUCUGUGUCUUCCCUACUCUAAUAUCUCUGUGUCUAUAAAUCCCAAAUUCCACAAAAUUCUCGCCAAACACCUGAAGUCGAUCUCGAUAUCUCGCCCAACCGAUCUCUCGAAUACAUUAUUCGCGUGAAAAUUGCACCGCGAACGCGACGUCUUAACCUAAUGUUCAGGCCUGUUGCAGAUCAAAAUUAUCGUCUUCGAAACACGGAUGAAAAAUCAUUCGUUUCGCUAAAAGUAUACUUUCAGCCUAAUGCGCAGCACAAAGAAGGCCGCUACAAAAAUAGUUAGCACCGUAGAUGUGUGCUGCUAAUUCGCGUUGUCGAUCACCGCCGCGAUCAGGAACCCCGACAGAGAGCCACGCAGACAACGUUAGGUUCCAUCAGCAACAUUCACCGCCCCAUCCCAAUCCUUACGCUUAUUAUCCACCACCGCCGCCGCCUUAUCCACCGUUCAAUCCUUAUGCCCAUUACUCGCCUUAUCCUCAAAAUGGAUUUUAUCCGGCGCCGUAUUGCAACGACGUAGAGCACGAAUCGAAGGGUUCGUCUUGGAUCGGCAUUAUCUUGCUGGUACUUCUGAUAUUGGCAGCCGUUAGCAUUGUUUUCUAUCGGUCACUCUCGCGCGAUACUCGGCGAAGAUUGAACGCUAGGCUGCCCACGUUAACGCAACCGGCACAGGGUAAUAAUCGCGUGGACAGAGUCCUUUAAACCGUAAUCACCUUCGCAAGCGAUAUCCCGAGCGAGGCACGUCCUAAAAAAAGGUCGUCUUUUUGAACCUGCAGACCGCGAAGAGCAAAAGAGACGCGAAACAGAAUUUUCCUGCGGAAUUUAUCCUAUUUUCCGAGCUGACUGCCGAAAACGAUAGGCAAUAUGUUUUCUGCGACGGAUGCGACGGUUUCACGUCUGGAACUGAUAAUAACAGGG